GGUGGGUAGGUGGGUUCAGACCGAAGGGACUACGGGUCGGCGUUGGGCUCAGUGGACUCGAACAAAGGACUCUCGGGCAGGGACUCGGCACGGCGUUUUCUGACGGGUAGCUGAGCGGCCGAUCGCGGCUUCUCCGCCAACCAGUGCUGUCGCCGCGUGGUCCCAGUCGGUUUCUCCUUGGUUCCCCACGGCCAGCGCCGCGGUGGGGGGCCCGGCGCAGCGGCACCUGCUGCUGAGGGAACCCCGUGGCCCGCCCAGGUGCUCAUGAUGGGGCUGAUCUUCGCUAAACUGUGGAGCCUCUUCUGUAACCAAGAACACAAAGUAAUUAUAGUGGGACUGGAUAACGCAGGGAAAACCACCAUUCUUUAUCAAUUCUUAAUGAAUGAAGUGGUUCAUACAUCUCCAACCAUAGGAAGCAAUGUUGAAGAAAUAGUUGUGAAGAACACUCAUUUUCUUAUGUGGGAUAUUGGUGGUCAAGAGUCACUGCGAUCAUCCUGGAACACGUAUUACUCAAACACAGAGUUCAUCAUUCUUGUGGUUGACAGCAUUGACAGGGAACGACUAGCUAUUACGAAAGAAGAAUUAUACAGAAUGUUGGCUCACGAGGAUUUACGGAAAGCUGCAGUCCUUAUCUUCGCCAAUAAACAGGAUAUGAAAGGGUGUAUGACAGCAGCUGAAAUCUCUAAAUACCUCACCCUCAGUUCAAUUAAGGAUCAUCCAUGGCACAUUCAGUCCUGCUGUGCUUUAACAGGAGAAGGGUUAUGCCAAGGUCUAGAGUGGAUGACCUCCCGGAUUGGUGUGAGAUAACUUUUUGCUCGAAAGAGACUCUCUAUUUAUUCUGUGACAUGAACAUUUUUCCUAGUACCUUUGGCUGCUAAGGCAGCAGCAUGUUUAAUUUAUAACAACACAAACCUCUAUGAGCAACACUUGAAUCAAGUGCAGCUGAACUGGAACAUAAAAGAUUUUUUCUUAACUUUUUUUUUAAUGCACUAAUCUUCAGUUGGAUGAACAUAAUGUAUAACUAUUUUCAGCAACAGAAUUCUUCUGACUGCUUAUUCUAAUUAUUCAACGACUGCCUUGUUAGAAAUGUUUAUCAUAUGUUUAAUGUUUUCUGAAGUAUUGUAAUAACUUUAAUGACCAGUUUCUUUCAUUUCUUGACUGCCCCCUCCCCCCACCAGAUAAUUACUGGCUUGACAGACUAGUAGUGGAAAUUAUCAGGUAUUGUUUGCAAACUUACCCAGCACUAAAUAUUUGCUCCCUCUGUAAACUACUUAUCAUUUGGACAGAACUUAUUGUAUAUGAGACAGAAAUAUGCCUAGAAGAUAUAUAUAUAAGGGGGAGGAUGAAACAUCAUGAGAACUGCCUUUAAAUGAGUUAAUGUCCCCCACAUUAUUGCAAGUCAUGGAAUAAUUUUAAGUUUCUAUUAGCAUGGAAAUUAAGUAGGCUAUUUAUCUAAAAGAAUUAAGUUCACUUUUCUGCCUGCAGCACAGGAUUAGUUUUGAUUAAAAACUAAUCAAAAUAAAAUACUUAUUUCAAAGCCCAACUUUGAUAGUAAAUAUUUUGAAUAAAUCUGGUAUUUUUAAGAAUGUCACAUUAUUCAAUGCAUAUAUAACAAUCGGAAGUUACUAAAGCAUACCAGCACUAAAAUUAAAACAAGACACUUGGAAUAUAUUUUACUAUCAAUUACAAACAACUUUAUUAUCAGCAAAAAUUUCAACUAUUCCAUUUGCAAGGGGCACCACAUCUGCUUUGGGCAAUAGCUAAAGCAGGAAUACAAGCAGUUCAUUUUAUUUCUUAGAAUUUGAAAUUGUAUCUAUUACAGCAUUUCUACCACCAGCAGUAUAUUACUUAAAAAACCAUAUGGCUUUCCUUGAAUUUGUUUGAGGUUGUAGUGUAAUACGCUUGAAACAACUGACAUUUGUAUAAUUAUGCCUGAUGUUCUAAAAUCUUUUGCUGGAUAAUAGGAAACUGCUGAAUUUAAUCAUGGCUUUUAGAAUCUUACUGUGAGACUCAAGUUUAAUACACUAACAACUUAAAAAUUUUUUAAACAGUUAAAAACUCAUAAUCUAGCAAAAGUAUACUUAUUGGAUAGCAUUAAAACAUUUUCAAGGCAGUCGUCUAAUAUGAACAAUAAUCUAAAUAGUGCAUACCUUAAGAGGGAGGACAGGUAUUGUAAUUUUGAUCCUCUUUAUUUCAAAUGUGUGAUUUUGCUAUUAUGAAAGGGAUAAAACACAUACAUAGAGAAUACUACUUUAUUUUUACAGUAUUUUUCUUUCAUCUGGGUCAAAAAUAGGAUUCAGUGUUCAUAAGAACAUCAGUACCUGUUCAAAAGUAAUACUUUAAUUUUAAUAUUUUUUAUCAUAAGUUGGUUUAAAUUUUGCUGUUUUCAGUUAUACUUGAUUUAUUAUAUUUAGUCUAAUUAAUUUAGUUGAAUGUGGUAGCAUUUUUCUGAUUUCUGUUUAGUGGUAGCACACCCUGGAACUGGAAGUGACCAGAGGAAAGCUUUCUGGGCUUUGGGAAGCAGUUGUUCAUUAACCUUGUUCUGAACCUUUUUCUUAGUGAUUCUAUACCAGGUAGAGGAUAAAUUUUGUUUUUAAUAUAAUGCAUAAUCAAGAACAUGAGAGAAAAGCAGACAUGAAUCAAUAUGGAUGCUUUGUGGUGUGUAUGUGGUGGUGGGGCAGGAGAAAUUAUGAUAGCACACUUUGCCAGAAUUUCUAUCUUGGUUGUAUAGUUUAGCCAUGAAUACUGAGGAUAAUUCUCUGAAUUCUGUCCUGAGAAAAAUCAUAUUUAAUAUUCCUGUAUUUGUUGUUAUGAAAUCUUUCUUGUAUCUAAUAAGAUUGGCUGGCUCCAUUUUCUUC
Messenger RNA from Balaenoptera ricei (Rice's whale), 2858 nucleotides. RefSeq names its product ADP ribosylation factor like GTPase 5B (gene ARL5B). Lineage: Eukaryota; Metazoa; Chordata; Mammalia; Artiodactyla; Balaenopteridae. The record is from RefSeq and is a predicted model, not a curated record. Gene Ontology annotation, cellular component: trans-Golgi network; cytoplasm. Gene Ontology annotation, biological process: intracellular protein transport; vesicle-mediated transport; protein localization to Golgi membrane. Gene Ontology annotation, molecular function: GTPase activity; GTP binding. The coding region runs from base 265 to 807 and encodes 180 amino acids. The transcript is spliced from 6 exons.